AUGUCCACCACAACCCCCACCACCACCAGCCCUCCCGCCAAAAUCCACAUCACCAUAACCAUCACCCCAGAAACCCACUCCUUCACCACCAACCCCCUCCCCCCCCUCCUAACCCUCUCCCUCCUCUCCCACCACCCCACCCAAAUAACCCUCUGCACCUUCAACCGCCCCUUGGCCCUACCCUCCGCCCUAACAAACCGCACAAUAACAAUCCACUCCCUCCCCUCCCGCCAAAAAAUCGAAACCUGUCUUUUUCAAGUCAACCGUUCCCCCGUAACCCGCAUCAGAGGCGAUUCAGACGAGCAGUUCUACCUCACUUUACUCCCUAACACUCCCACCGCAAUCUCAACCCCCUUUGGGAGGGGUGGAGGGGUGAAUAAAAUCCGGCCUGUGCCAAAGGCCAUCGCGGAGAAGGGGUGGGAGGUGGAUGAGGAAGGAAGGGAGAGGAGGGUAAGGAGGUCGGUGCAGCCUACUGGUGUUGAUGGGUUGGAGCCGGGGUUGGAGUAUGAAGUUGGUUUGGAUAGGGAGAGCCUAGAGGGGAUGUGGUGGGCGCCGGUGGGGAGGGAGGAGAUUUUGAUUGAAGGGGGAACGACGGAGGGGAGGUAUAUGGGGGAUUAUGGGGGGUGGGUGAAGGGUGGGAUUGAGUGGGUUGUUGAGGGGGGGAGGGUGAAGGUGGAGGGGUAG
Molecule: messenger RNA, 684 nt
Organism: Podospora pseudocomata
Lineage: Eukaryota; Fungi; Ascomycota; Sordariomycetes; Sordariales; Podosporaceae
Exons: 1
Coding region: 1-684 (227 amino acids)
Source: RefSeq, a predicted model, not a curated record